Molecule: messenger RNA, 5276 nt
Organism: Zootermopsis nevadensis
Lineage: Eukaryota; Metazoa; Arthropoda; Insecta; Blattodea; Termopsidae
Gene: caly
Product: ubiquitin carboxyl-terminal hydrolase calypso
Biological process (GO): ubiquitin-dependent protein catabolic process; protein deubiquitination
Cellular component (GO): cytoplasm
Molecular function (GO): cysteine-type deubiquitinase activity
Source: RefSeq, a predicted model, not a curated record
UAAUCGAGCAUUCUACAUUAUGAACAUGGCAUUGAAACGACAUCUGAUGGAUAAACGUGGAACAAGAGAAGGAAAGUAAGAUGUUUGUAAUAAACUUUCUUUUCUAGGAAUAUAUGUGACAGUGACAUUGAGAUAUUUAUGGCAACAUAUUUACUUGGAUACAAGUGUCCUACGUAAUUGGUGUGAAGAUAAUCGGGAUGCCAGUUGAUAUCAACAGAUUGACAGAAGGAUGGCUCGAGCUGGAAAGUGAUCCAGGGUUAUUUACAUUGCUUUUAGAAGAUUUUGGAGUAAAAGGUGUGCAGGUGGAAGAAAUUUAUGAUCUCCAGAAGUCUAUUGAAGGCCCAGUGUAUGGAUUUAUUUUUUUGUUUCGUUGGAUUGAAGAAAGACGUUCUCGAAGGAAGGUUGUAGACCAAAGUGAAAGUUUUGUCAAGGAUGAAGAUGUUGUCAAUAAUAUAUUUUUUGCUCAGCAGAUGGUUCCCAACAGCUGUGCAACACAUGCCUUGCUCUCUGUGCUUCUGAACUGUUCUAAUAUUCAUCUUGGUGCCACGUUGAGUCGUCUCAAAGCUCACACAUCUGGCAUGUGCCCUGAGAACAAGGGAUGGGCCAUAGGGAACACGCCAGAGCUAGCUAAAGCUCACAAUUCUCAUGCAAUGCCUCAAGCAAAGCGUCGUCUUGAUAAGUCAACGGGUGUGAGUACAGGACGUUAUACAGGUGAAGCCUUCCACUUUGUCAGCUAUGUACCCAUUCGUGGUAGACUGUUUGAACUUGAUGGCUUGAAACCUUUUCCUAUGGACCAUGGACCUUGGGGUGAUAAGGAAGACUGGACUGAGAAGUUCCGUCGUGUAAUUAAAGACAGGCUGGGGAUUGCAACUGGAGAACCAUAUCAUGAUAUUCGAUUCAAUCUGAUGGCUGUUGUUCCAGAUAAAAGACUCGCAUUGACCCACAAACUGAAGAUGUUAAAAACUAAUAGACAAAUAGUGCUGGAAGCCCUGCAGCAGCUGGUAAAGCUAACUCAUCCAGAACUGACGAACGGCAAAGAUGAGAUGGAAACUGGUGAUGAGAAAAAAGAAUUGGAAGGUGUCAGUGCUAGUUCUGUCUGUGAAAAUGUAAAGAAAGACCUUCAGAAGAAUGGGGAAAGUGAGAAAAUUAAGUUGAAUGGAACGCAUCCGUCAGUUCCCGAAGGAAACAGCCCAAAGAAUUCUGCAUCCAUUAACUUGGAAGGAAAGAACAAAGAUUGCUCUCUCAGUGAUUCAGAUUCAUACCUAACACCACAUCCAAUUCUGGAAACUCACAAUUAUGCUAAGAUUCCACUUAUAGCAUCGACGGACCCUAACAACAGUUCAUUAGCCAAAGCAGAGAACAGUUUAAAUACACACGUGGAGGGUCUGCAAGACAAAUCAACAUCAGCAGUUGCUGCAGCAACAACAGCAAGUGGCACAAUGCUGUGCCCUCCUGACUACUCCACUCCACUCACUAUCCAAACAUCACCAGCUCCUAGCAGUUCUAGCACUGAUACGUCAUCAGAAGUUGGCUCUGCAUUUAAUUCUCCAACUCAAGGUUGGGGUUGGAAUUCUGGACAGAGUAGCCCCACAUCGAGCAAGGACUUCAAGAAGUUAGUUGUCAUCCGCAUGGCAGGAGCAGGGUCAGCUGCUGCAGGCACAAACACAGGGACAGGCCAUGUUGAGGAUAAGGCUGAGUCACCGACAGGGCGCAGCAUGACUGGUUUGAAUGCCAACUGCAAACGUGUGUGUACAGAUGUUAUAAAUGCAACAAAGAAAGUGUGCCUGGAAGGUGGACAACGCAUAUGGGAGAAGGAGGCAGAAAAAACUCAGGAGCAGGCGUCAAGUCCAAUUUCAGUUGACACAGGCUCUGCUGUCACAAGUCAUAAAAAGGUGGACACCAAACUGUGUUCAAAAUAUCCAGAACUCUUUGAGCCUCACACAUUUGCUCCAAAAGAUUUGUUGGCCCUGUUGAAGAAUCUUGAAAAUGAGAUCAGUGUCUGUGAAGUUAAUUUGCGGGAUGAAAAUGACAAACGUAAAAAAUAUAAGAUUGAUGACUGCCGAAGAACGCACAAUUAUGAUGAGUUUAUUUGCACAUUCCUGUCUAUGCUGGCGCAACAGGGCAAGUUGGCAGACCUGGUGCAGCAACAUCUUGUACAGCACAAGAAACCAGGACUUCCUGUCCCCAGAGUACAAAGACCAACAAAAAAGCCUGAACCAAGACCUAAUCCUUCACGCCGCCGUCGUGGUCGCACCAAAUACAGGAAGCGAAAAUAAUUUUACUACAUCCAUUAUGAUUGCGUCACAUGUCUUGCAUCACCCAAGAGGAGCAUUCAUGAAUUCACCUGAUUGAUCUAUUCUUAUUGAUUCUUGUAUGUAACUUCUCAGUUUGUUCCAUUUGACUUAAGAAACAGCUCUGUAUUUAGUUCCCAUUGAGAAGGUAACAUUUUCAUAGUUCUGUGAAAAAUGUGUCAGAUGGCUUUAAAUGUUAUAUUCAUUCUUUAUUUUUCUAUUCAUCAAGGUGCAGUCUCCAUUGUUCUGACCUCGGAAGUUAGUUAACAAGCCACCACAUUUGUUCAGUUUUAUAUUUUUCCCAUUCCUGUUCCUCACUUCAUACUGAGAGAAGUAAUUAUUUGGAUAUGGAAGUUGACCCAAAAAUUGAUACUUCAAAGAGAAGCUUCUUUCCAUGUUUUGUUACAUCAUUUGAGAAUUUGAAAUUAUGUAAUGACAGAUAAUGCCUUAUUUUUAGUAUUUCCUCCAGCCAAUAUGAAUUGGUUGCACUGAAAAGAAAUAAGCUGAAGAUGAAACAUAUGUUACAUUUAAUGAAGUAUUAUGUAUAAUUUGAUUAAUACUGUUUUCAAAAUGUGUCUUUGAACACUCUUGCUAUGUGAAAAGUAACCAAAAUGUUCUGAAUAAAUUAGCCUUACUGUAAUUUUAUAACAGGAGGACAUGUGAGUACAUGAAUAUCAAGUACGUUGUUAUACAUUUCUACUUAUAAUUUAAUACUUGUUGAUUGAUCUACUAAAAUUACAAAUCAGGUGGUGUCAAGAGAUAAGGUUCUUGAUUUUCAGAGCACCCAAAUGUUAGCUAUAGUAAUAAAUAUUAAGUAAAAGAGCAAAUGGUCUUUUUUUCCAGAAGUGUGAUUGAUAUUUUCAAGUUUAAAAAGUAUACCAGGUUCUUGCAGAGUUCUUUUCUUCAUCACAUUUAUUUACUUUUAGAUUUAUUAAUUACUUUUAGAUCUUGCUGACUGUGAAUUAUAUAUGAUCAAUGUCAAUGAUUUGUGAGGAAAGUAGUACCUUUUUUAAAGAGUUUAUUGACUUCUAACACUUAUUUAUAUUGGUUUUAUUUACUACUACUACUACUAUGGCGUAACAGCCCAAAGUCGAGCCCUAGCCUCCUCAUUGGUUUUAUUUAUGUUCAUAAAAAUUAAAAAUAAUUAUACAUAGUUAUGCUGAAAAGAACCAGCAAACAAAAAUAAAAAUCUCAGAAUACUGAAAUCUCACUUUGUUAUUGUUCGUUCUGUGGCAUGUACUGUUUUUAAGAUCUAAACCUUUUGCAAUGAAUAAAUGUACUAAAACUUUCUCAAGUGUUCAUCUGAAUCUAUAUUGAAUUAAAAAUAGAUGUUUCAAAGACCCACUGUCUCCAUCGUCAGGGCCGAUGUGGGGAGAAAACCAUAAGACAGUGAAGUAGGUCUGUCAGACCUUGUGUUACUUCUUCCUAAAGAGAGUGGAGGGGGCCUACUCAACUUAACCACACUGUCUGGUCAUCCCCACAUUGAAGUAUAAAAAUAUAUGCCUAAAAUAUCACCAUUUUGGCACAUAAUUUGGGAAAACAUAAAUGAAUUGUCUGCAGGUAUGUGAGAUUUCAGGUUCCCAUAGCAGUAAAUAUGAAGGUGACAAUGUCUAGGUUGUUGCAUCUUGUAAUCUCAUAGAAAUUAGCCAUUGUUUCAGAGGUGCUUAACUGUCUGUAUCCCAGAUGCCCUGAUGAUGGGGCUUGUUACCAGCCAUGAUUAUUAGGUUGUUUAAUUAUGUAUGAAAUCUUCUUGUGGUGAAUGUUGUUUAAUUUCUUUUACUGGUAUUUGUACAUAACCAUGGUGUCCUAUGUAUGUUUAAAAAAUUUAAGAAACCUCCCAUGUGUGAGGAGACGAAGGUCCUUCGUGAACUGUAGAGCCACUAGUAAUAAUUAUAAAUAGUAUUCUAUUAUAUAACUUAUUUGAAAAUUAAAAAAAAUAACCACUUAAAUUGCCAGGCCACAGUAGGUGUUUAUUCUGAUUGAUAUUACAGUAUCAGACACUAAAUCCAGUUUCUAGAAAGUUUAUCUCAUUUUUAAUUCUAUCACCAUCGUCAUAUUCCCUGCCAUUAGCUUUACCUUUGAAUAUACUUGAAUGAAAUGUCAUUAUUUUUGUACAGUGAAACCUGCCUGAACUGGAGCUAGAAUACAGAAUGAAAAGUAAAUUAUUUCUAAUAAAUGGAAAGUGUGUUUUGCAGAAAUGAGAGAAGAAAAGAAGAGCAUUUCACAGACUACAGUCUCAUUAAAUAUUUGUUUCCUGAUUAUGUAAUUUUCUUCUGAAGUGUAAUGGCUAGAAUUUAUCUGAGAAAGAACAUUCUCGUCACAUUCAGUAUUUGGUUCUUGGUUCAUACAGUUAUUAAAAUUAUAUAAAGGGAGAAAAAGAAAACACCUCUUGGUCACAAUGUCUAUGCUCCAUGCAGUGGUAGCUCUCAGAUGUACAUGACAUCUCCAUAUUUUUGUUAUGUGCUGUACAUAUCUUAAUUAAACUAAGCUGGUGUACUUACAAAAACUGUAUUUUAAUUUAAUGAAGUAAAUGUUAAUAUUACUGUGGUGCUUUAUAAGCAGAUGUCUAAAACUCUUUAUCCAUCAUUGAAUGAGGAGCUCCUUAUUGAGCAGAAGAUGGGCAGUUACAGAACUCCUCUUGAGAUGAUAAUUUUUGGUGUAGUUUGAAAGUUACUUGUGGAAAAUUAUAUCUUUGAGGCAUUCUUAGUCAGGUGGAAAACUGUAUAGAUCCAUCUCUUAGCUUACAGAAUCAUGCUGGGUUAACAGGCAAUGCUGUGUAGUAAAUUGUGCUUCUUUUGUGUAUAGGAAUGUUAAUGUAUAUGGAUACAUUUUUAAAAUGAAUAGUAAAUUUCCAAAUGUAUUUAUCUAGAGUGUAUGUAGAUAACUAAAUUUAUUCAUAGUUAUCAGUUUUUCAUUAUAUUCCCUCAUUGUAUUCUUCAGAACAUUUACAUAGAUUAAUAUAAAAUAAAAUGUGUGAAAUAAUAA